Messenger RNA from Salvelinus sp. IW2-2015, 943 nucleotides. NCBI's taxonomy places the organism in Eukaryota, Metazoa, Chordata, Actinopteri, Salmoniformes, Salmonidae. The record is from RefSeq and is a predicted model, not a curated record.
GCGAAUAAGAAAUUGACAGACAAAGCUGUGCAAAACAGCGGCGCUAGCAAAGAAGGCUAGAUAGCUAACUCAUCAAAUACAUGUCUCACUCGUCCAGAAUAGCUUGUCUAAUAUUUAUUCAGAUCCAUAACGAUGCGCGGCUAUACAAUUGUUAACGAGGUUGUUUAAGAUUGAGUAAAUGUCUGCUAGGCAGUUAAAGCGGGGCGUACUGUACAAAUCUAACUUUAGUGGAAUUCCAGCUUCACAGCCAUCAUCGACGACGUAAAUAACAAACAAACAACAAUAUUUAACAUAGCUAAAUUUCAGCAGCAUGGACACGAAUGUGCAGAAGAGACGUGAGAACAAGAAAUCACUGCGUGUAAAAGUGAUCAGCCUUGGCAAUGCCGAGGUGGGCAAGAGCUGCAUCAUCAAGCGAUACUGUGAGAAGAGGUUUGUGCCCAAGUAUCUGGCCACCAUAGGGAUUGACUAUGGGGUCACCAAAGUCCAGGUGCGUGACAGGGAGAUCAAAGUGAACAUCUUUGACAUGGCAGGACACCCAUUCUUCUACGAGGUCAGUACCUUACUACUUCGGUCAUGUUGGAUCUACGUCCUAACAUACUGGAACAUCGUGUUAUACAUGUCAGACCAGAUAAACGUCUGCACCCUCAUGUCCAGACAUGCAUCCUGCCACCAACAGGCCAAACGGCGGGAAGCGCCCGGUGGCAGAGGUCAGUGUCGGCUCACCAAGGAGCAGGCCGACACCAUACGACGCAUACGCAACAGCAAGGACUCCUGGGAUAUGCUGGGGUCAAACCUGGACCACACGCAAGAGGAAGAGGUUAACAAGGCUUACAGGAAGCUGGCAGUGCUGCUCCAUCCGGAUAAGUGCGUUGCCCCGGGCAGCGAGGAUGCUUUCAAGGCCGUGGUGAACGCUCGCACCUCCCUGCUCAAGAACAUCAAGUAG